Molecule: messenger RNA, 2259 nt
Organism: Eremothecium cymbalariae DBVPG#7215
Lineage: Eukaryota; Fungi; Ascomycota; Saccharomycetes; Saccharomycetales; Saccharomycetaceae
Gene: MES1
Product: methionine--tRNA ligase MES1
Exons: 1
Coding region: 1-2259 (752 amino acids)
Biological process (GO): methionyl-tRNA aminoacylation
Cellular component (GO): cytosol; aminoacyl-tRNA synthetase multienzyme complex
Molecular function (GO): methionine-tRNA ligase activity; ATP binding
Source: RefSeq, a predicted model, not a curated record
AUGCCUUUUGAGAUAUCUUUUGACAAAAAUAAGACGCAGCUCUCUGGUUUGCAACUAGCGACCAACAUUAAAUUAGCUUUAGCUUUACAAUUAGGCGAUAUAAGUGCUUCCAAAAUUGCCGUUAAUGAUGAAGCUGUGGGUCCGCAAUUAUUUGGUCCUCCUUUGUUCCGACUUUUUGACUCGAAUGCGAUCUUGCGAUAUGUUAUGGACGACUUUGAAGGUUUAGAUUCAGAAGAAGGUCUUUUUGCGCUGUCAUCCGUUGAGGCAGUGCUUCAUCAUAAGUCUAUCCAGAAGGAGCAUGUUGAAUCGAUUGCAUCAAAAUCGCUAGACAGUUAUUUACUUUCACUUCAAGAACCAUUAUCUGCAACCAAGUUAAUUACUUUUGCGAACACAUAUGCUCUAUGCUCUGAAGCUGUUAUUGAGAAGUUUCCAGUAUUUCCAGAUUACCUCUCUAGGGCCUUGGAGGUUGCGCAGCAACAAACCCCACGAUCAUCUGCCCAAUUCAAGAAUACUGGUUCCACGAAUAUCCAAGAGGGUCACGAAGUAAAGGAGCAGCCUAAAGAGAUUCUGCCUAAAGAGGGGGAGCGGAACAUAUUGAUUACUUCUGCCUUGCCUUAUGUUAAUAAUGUCCCUCAUUUGGGGAAUAUUGUGGGAAGUGUCUUAUCAGCAGAUAUCUUUGCCCGUUAUGCAAAGGCCAGAAAUUACAAUACUCUAUUUAUAUGCGGUACUGAUGAAUAUGGGACUGCAACAGAGACGAAAGCCUUGGAAGAGGGUAUUUCUCCUCGUGAAUUGUGCGACAAGUUUCAUUCGAUCCACUCUGAAGUGUACAAAUGGUUCCAAAUUGGGUUUGAUUAUUUCGGCCGAACUACGACAGACCUUCAGACCGAGAUCGCCCAGGGUAUCUUUACUGACUUAUACAAUAACGGUUUCUUGGAAGAACAUUCUAUGAAACAGUUGUACUGUCCAGAGCAUAAGGGAUAUUUAGCCGAUAGAUACGUUGAGGGAAGUUGUCCGAAGUGUGAGUAUGAGGAUGCACGUGGUGAUCAGUGUGAUAAAUGUGGUAGUUUAUUAGAUCCUUUUGAACUUAUUAAUCCUCGUUGUAAAUUGGACAACGCCACUCCAGAACCACGUAAUUCUGACCAUGUAUUUUUGUCCCUAGAUAAGUUGGAGCAAGAUAUUGUCGAUUGGGUAGCAAAGGCUUCAGAGGAAGGUGCCUGGUCUAAAAAUUCUAAGAACAUUACCACAUCCUGGCUAAAAGAAGGCUUAAGACCACGCUGUAUCACUAGGGAUUUAGUUUGGGGUACUCCUGUUCCUUUAGAAAAGUUCAAAGAGAAGGUUUUAUACGUUUGGUUCGAUGCCCCAAUAGGUUAUAUUUCAAUCACGGCUAAUUACACCAAACGCUGGGAGCAAUGGUGGAAAAAUCCAGAAAAUGUUUCCCUCUAUCAGUUUAUGGGUAAGGAUAAUGUUCCAUUUCACACGGUUAUUUUCCCAGGUUCUCAAUUGGGUACUGGUGACAAUUGGACUAUGUUACAUCAUUUGAAUACCACUGAAUAUUUACAAUAUGAGGGUGGUAAGUUCUCUAAGAGCAGGGGUAUCGGUGUUUUUGGGAACAAUGCUCAAGACACAGGUAUUUCUCCUAGUGUUUGGCGAUACUACUUAGCGUCAGUUAGGCCAGAAACAAGUGACUCUCAAUUCUCUUGGAGUGAUUUCGUUGCAAGAAACAACAAUGAGUUAUUAGCCAACUUGGGAAACUUUGUUAACAGAUUGAUUAAAUUUGUUAACGCCAAGUACAAUGGCGUGGUCCCAACAUAUGAUGUUAAAUAUUUGCCAAACUUUGAAAAGUUAAGUGGUGACAUCAAUAACAUUUUAUCAUCAUACAUUGAAGAGAUGGAACAAGCACAUCAAAAACGUGGUUUGGAGAUCGCCAUGUCAUUGUCUGCUCGUGGUAAUCAAUUUUUACAAGAGAACAGGUUGGAUAAUACCUUAUUUUCCAAGUUCCCAACCAAAUCUGAUGCUGUUAUAGGUGUCGGUUUGAACAUCAUUUAUGCUUUGGCCUCCAUUAUAAGCCCCUUCAUGCCAGAGACUGCUGAUAGCAUUUAUAGAAUGUUAAAUGCUCCUCCUUUGGCAAUUGAAGAAACAUUCCAUUUACUCAUUGGAGGCGGUCAUACCAUUAAGCAGGCCGAAUAUCUUUUCCAACGUGUUGAAGAAGCUAUGAUUGCAAAGUGGAGGAACAAGUACAAUGGUAAGCAGGAUGUUUGA